Messenger RNA from Moneuplotes crassus, 2734 nucleotides. NCBI's taxonomy places the organism in Eukaryota, Ciliophora, Spirotrichea, Euplotida, Euplotidae. The record is from the annotation of a GenBank genome assembly.
AUAAAUUUAGCAAAUGGAGUCAGAUUUAGGCUUAAGAGGAUCCAAGCUCAAAGAACUCCUUGAUAUGGAGAGGGAGGCAGAGAUUGAAGAAUUUGAUCAACUCUUUAAAACACUUUCACGAAGAGAUCUUGAGCAAAGAGGCCUCUGCAUUUCAAACUUGUCAAUGGGAGAAAUCACAGCCGGGCUUUAUGGGAAAGUACUUAUUCCUUUUGAGUAUAUCAACUACAAGCAACAUAAAAAGGUUGAUGAACAGACUCAUAAGUUAUCAAAUGGAGAUAUUGUCACAGUCACCGAUGCUAAUACGAGACCAUCAUCCACAAGCGAACUUAGAGGAAUAGUCUAUCGUGUCACAGAAAAAGCGGUUAUUGUAUCUUUUAAUGAAUUUGAUGAUGCAUUGAACGAAUUAAGCGAGCCACUGACACUAUGUCUUCUCCCAAAUGACAUUACUUAUUUGAGAUGAAAACAGGCAGUCAAAAAGCUAACUGAAUACGUCGAGAGUGAUAGUUUAGAAAAUGUGAGAAAUAUCUUGUGUGGUUAUUCAGAGCCCUCUAAAGAGCUUAAUGAAUUCCCAGAAGAACUUGCCAGGAAAGUAGAAGAUAACUGGUUCAAUGAAAAUCUAAAUUCCAUACAAAAAGAAGCUGUUAUUCAUUCAUUAAAAUCAAAAGAACUUGCAAUUAUUCAUGGGCCACCAGGAACAGGCAAGACUACGACUCUCGUAGAGUUUAUUAAGAAAGCAUGUAUGGAUCUCAAUGCCAAAGUUUUGUGUUGUGCUCCUUCCAAUAUUGCUGUUGACAAUAUUGCAGAGAAACUAAUUCAAGGGGAAGGAAGCCUCAAAGUUGUCAGAAUUGGACACCCUGCUAGACUUUUAGAUAGUGUCCAGAACAGAUGUCUAGAUGCUCUUGUCCAAAGAGCAGAUGCAACAGAAGUAGUCAUGGACUCUAAGAAAGAACUAAAGAGUGUUUUGAAUAAACUCAGUAAGCAAGGAAACAAAGAAGAAAAAGCUGCACUUAGGGAAGAACGUAAACGACUCAGAGGAGAUAUCAGAGAAUUUGAAAAGAAGGCAGUCAAGGAAAUCUUUACUGGAGCUCAAGUGAUUCUUAGCACUACAACAAUGGCUGGAGGGAACAAGCUAUUUAACUUUUGAUCAAAUUUACCUGGAAAAGUUCUUGACAUAGUUGUCAUUGAUGAAUGUGCUCAAGCUACAGAGCCUUCAUGAUGGAUACCUAUUCAAUAUGCGAAGAAAGUAGUUUUUGCUGGUGAUCAUAAACAGUUAGAGCCAACUAUAAAAUCAAUGGAAGCUGCUAAAGAAGGACUUUCUAAUACUUUAUUUGAGCAAAUGAUAAAUAAAUAUCCAGAGGCAUCAAAAAUGCUGACCAUCCAAUACAGGAUGAAUGAGAAAAUUAUGAAAUGGUCUUCAGAAGCAAUGUACGGGAAUGAACUAGUCGCAGCACCUGAAGUUGCAGAUCAUCUUCUCUCAGAUAAUGAAGAGCUGAAAUUACCAGAAAAUCCUGAUUGAGACACGGAGGAGCUUAAGACAUUCCUUGAAAAUCCACUCUAUCUCAUCGAUACAAGUUAUUGUAAAAUGUAUGAGUCUGUUGAAGAAGACUCAGGCUCCAAAUCUAAUAUUGGAGAAGGAAGUCUUAUUAAAGUAAUGGUCGAAAGACUAAAGCUCCUUGGUCUCAAUGACAGUCAAAUUGGGGUCAUCACGCCUUACAAUGCUCAAGCUAAUUUAAUCAGGAAAGCAUUAAGAGAAGAACCUUCAAAGAAUAAAAAAUCAUUUUGUGAAGUUUCAACAGUUGAUGGCUUCCAAGGAAGAGAGAAAGAUGUAAUCAUCAUCAGUAUGGUCAGAUCAAACCUUCAUGGAGAAGUUGGCUUUCUCAGAAAUGAGAGAAGAAUGAACGUUGCUGUCACAAGAGCGAGAAAACUAUGCAUCUUGAUUGGUGACACGGAUUGAGUCAGUAAAAGUAUGGUAGCCGCUUCGAAAGAGACAACUCUUGACAAUGAUGUUAAAGUACCAGAAGAGAUAUCCACUUUCUAUGAUAACAAAAUAAGUUUCCUUGGAAAUCUUUGAGAAUACUUUAAGAAGUAUGGGGAAUAUGUCUCAGCCAAUGAGUUCAGAGAUGAUGACAGAGUACUAUUUGAUGUAGGAGAAGCUGAAAAAACGAAUAUAAAAGAGGAAAUUAAAGCUGAAACUGAGGAAAAACAAGAUGAAGCUUCAAAUAAGUCAAAGAAGAAGAGAAAAAGAAACAAAAAGAAGAACAAAGGAAACAAUCAAGAAGAGGAAAAGAAAGUUUCGAAAGUAGCUAUUGAGCAGCAGAAUACUACUACCCCUUUAGAGCCUCUUUCAAAACCAACCAAGAGUGAUUAUAAAAAUGCCAGAGCACCGAAAGUAGCUGAGAAACAACAGAAACCAGCACCAAAGACUGAACCUGAAAUUGAUUUUGAAGAGGAGAAAGCUGCCAAAAGAAGAGAAAAGAAUAAGAAGAAAAGACAGAAGCAAAAACAGAAGAAAAAGGAAGCUGAACAACAAGAAAAAGAGAAGCUUGAUAAAAUGGAUGAGGAUGAAUACCUUGAUUUUCUCAUUGAUACGAAUCACAAAUGUCAGUUCAAAGAAGGGGGUAAGCAAUGUAAGAAGCAAAACGCUCUCUAUCUUAGAGAAUGUUUGAUGUGACACAGCAAGUAUUGCUUCCCUCACCUACAACCAGAAGUCCAUGAUUGAAAAGGUUUACAAUAA